Messenger RNA from Saccostrea cuccullata (small rock oyster), 1701 nucleotides. RefSeq lists its product as uncharacterized. Lineage: Eukaryota; Metazoa; Mollusca; Bivalvia; Ostreida; Ostreidae. Bases 982 to 1701 code for a protein of 239 amino acids. The transcript is spliced from 2 exons. The record is from RefSeq and is a predicted model, not a curated record.
GUACCAUCUUGGGUGAAUAAUUUUCAUAGUUAUUUUUUGAAGGAUAAACAUCUCUACCUUCAGAAAAUGUAUGAUAGCAUUCAAUUGAUUGUGGCUUUAAUAGUGUAUCAACUGUUUAUAUACAUCAACCCAAAUUCUUCGUUCUUUCAUUUGUGUCUGUGAAAGAAAAGGGUGUGGUUUUCAAUACGCAAUUUACAUCUUCUUUCGAAUGGUUUUUUAUUGAAAAUUCUUUUGAAUGCAGACCAUGCUAUUACCCUGUCCAAUUAUUUUUCAAUAUUGGCCCUGUAAUGAGUCCUGUAAACUAUAUUAUAAUAUAAGUCUACCAUUGAUUUAAAGAAGUGGAAUAUGCAGUUUUGAAAUUUUAAUAAGCAGAAAGAAAUUACUACUGUGACAAUUUUCACAUCAAAACAUAUUGCAUGGUCAUUUCAUUUAAAGAAUUGUAUUCAAUUAUUAACAUUUAAAAACAUUGUUUCAGUAACAAAUAUAUAUACUUGAUUUCAAAUCAAAUUUUUAUCCCUACCCUAAAAAUGAAAAUUGAAGAAAAAUUCCCUUGAUUUACUCUGUGCGUACAUUCUUUACUUUACAUAGAGAUUAUACUAUUAUAGAUUUUUGAUUAAGAACAGUUGGGUACUUUUGACAAAGGAUGUGUGAAACAGACCCAUCAAGUCAAUAUGUCAUAAGGUCAAAAGGGUAUAACAUAUUCUAAAACAGUAUCCUAAUAAUCUCUAUUUUUCAUGUGUCACAAAUGAAAUAUGCUUUUUUACAGGUUUGAUGAAGUGAUAACAUGGCCGAGAACAAAUCCAGAUGCAUUAUUCACAUGAACAAAUCAAUAGAUGAUGAUGAACACUUAAUAAGUCCUGUAAACUAUGAAUCAUGGCUUACAUUGUUAGAAGCUGCUAGAAUUAGAAAUCAUGAACCAGUUUUAAAACUUUCAGAAAAACUCGAAGAAAAGGAAAUUCCUAAAAUAUACCAUCAUCGAAAAUGCCGAAGCCUCUUCACCAUGAAGAGGAUUUGGAUACUUUGAAAAGGAAAGCAGAAGAAAGCCCAUCUGACGAGGCAGGAAGUAGCGGAAGAACAUCAAAAAGAUCAAGCAGAAAAUCAUCGACAGAGGCAAGAGUGUAUGAACAGAAAUGUAUUUUUUGUGACCAAGAGAAACGGGUUAAGAACAUUCAAUCACGAGAAAAACUUGUCCAAGCAGUACAGCUGCGAGCAGACAAAACAUUACGAGAAUGUGCUAUUCAGAGAGGUGAUGACAAAAUCAUUGCAGUUACAAGUAGGGAUAUCGUUGCUGCUGAAGCUCAUUAUCAUAUUUCUUGCUACAAGGAGUACACCAAAGUCAAGAAAUCUGAACUGAAAGAUACAGAUCAAACAAACACUGAAUCUGAUGGAGAUGAACAAUAUCAAAAAAUUGUAAGAGAGGCAUAUGAGAAACUAUUUGAAUUUAUCAGAAGUGAUGUUCUUGAUAGCAAAAGUAUUGUACCCGUUACGUUUUUGACAGAAAAGCUAGAAUCUAUUAUGCUGUCCUUAGGAGUUCAGCAUAUGCAAGACACAACAAGGAAACAUAUUCGAAGAAAACUGGAGACGGAGCUUGGCGAAUCAGUUGAUAUUUUGCCAGACAACAAAGGAAAGCUUCUCAUGUUUCCUGAAGGUGUUUUAUUGAGGGACGUUGUUGUAGAACACAAGAUGAAACACACCCUUUAA